Cherax quadricarinatus is the source of this 10099-nucleotide messenger RNA. The record is from RefSeq and is a predicted model, not a curated record. Lineage: Eukaryota; Metazoa; Arthropoda; Malacostraca; Decapoda; Parastacidae.
UGAGUGGUGUUGAUCCAGCGGUCGCUGAGGUGUUGUGAUGAAGGCGACUGACCCCGAGUGUAUUCUCACUAUAUUGAUUCAUGAUGGAAGCAGAAGUAUUAGCCCUCAAAUGGAACAAUCACCAGAGUAUAUUUUAUCACAUCAUCUGUGGGCUCCGAACUAAGGGCAACUACACUGAUGUGACAUUGGCAUGCGAGGGCAAGUUUUAUCCCGUCCAUAAGUUAGUUUUGUCCACAUGUAGUGAAUAUUUUAGUGACAUAUUUGACCGUACUCCAUGUAAAAACCCAGUAGUUGUUUUAAAAGACAUUCAGUGUCAAGAUCUUGAGUUCUUGUUGGACUAUAUGUACAUUGGUGAAGUCAAUGUCAGACAGAGUGAACUGUCAUCGCUCAUUAAGGCAGCAGAAUGUCUUAAAAUUAAAGGAUUGGCAGUACCAGAUGAAGAACCAAAUCACAAGGUUUCUGAUGGAGGAAAUUCUAAUUCUGGAAGUAGGCAUCGUUCAGCAGAGCAGCACUCUGGAGAUUGCAAGAGUCCCCCACCAAAGAGACGACGUGCUGAAGACAGAAGAAUAAGUGCUUCACUAACGCCAGAGCAGUCGGCAGAUGUAGCGCAUGGAGAGAAAUCCCAGAGUGAUCAAGCCAAUGAUGAUGCCUCGCUCCCUACCCCAGACUGUCUUGAGCAGCAACUGCCAGAACCUCAUCAGGAAAAGGAAAGUGUACCAGGGUGGACCGAAGGUGACUCUCCCGUCCUCCCUCAGGCUGCUGUAGCUGCUCUGGGCCUCCUUCACUCAUCAGGGGACUCUCAGCCACCACUUCGCCUCCUCCCACAGCAGCAUCGGGGCACUGGAGGUUCGCCUUUUGCGCAUCAACAGAAUGUGAUGGUGGGUGAAGGCCUUCUUCCUGGAGAAUAUCUCCAACAAAAGGAUAAACCACAGCGAGAUUAUGUGUGUCAGUUCUGUGGGAGAGAAUUUAGCCACCGGACUAACUUACAGGCCCACUUGAGGAUACACACUGGUGAGAAGCCAUUCCACUGUCUGUACUGUCCUUACCGUACAGCCCUGAAGGGAAAUCUAAAGAUGCACACUAUCUCCAAGCACAAAGCCGACUGGAAGACCAUCAAACACUUAGUACAACCUGUGACUGAUGAGAAAGGUGUAUGGAAUGUGGCCAGGGAGGAGGAGGUCACCUAAGGUCUUACUUUAUGUUCGGUGCUGGUGGAGAAUUACAUUGCCCCAUCUGUGGCAGAGCGAGUAGUCGACGCGACAACUUGGAACGUCAUAUCCGCAGUCACCUGGGAGACAAGCCUUUUAAAUGUCCCUACUGUACCUUCCGUUCUCAGCUAAAGUGGAAUAUGAAAUCUCAUAUAGAACGAAGACAUCCUCACACCUGUAUAACUUCUUCACAAUGACAUUCUUUUAAUAAAAAAAACUGCAAAAAUUCCACAUAUUUUUCAAAGCUCACUAAGAAUAUGUAAAGUUUAAGGUAUUUAAGAUACUGUAAUUAUAGUUACAACUUUCAGUGGUAGAAUAAAGUAAACCCUCGAUUUAUCGGACUAGAUUGUUCAUUAGUUACAAUGAUAGCAAAACAGUUUUGAGUUUAUCCACCACAAUUACCACUACUAGCCACCUGAUCCCCUUUAUUAGGCCAUUAAAUUGAGGGUUUUCUGUACUUGUAAUUAAUCAAUGAUGGAGUCCACAUAGGUUCACAGCUGACCUAGAAAUUGUUGACGAAGCUAGUUUGACACUCGGUCCAUUCUGAACCAUUACUGUAUCGAGAAUCAGGGUGGACAAGCAUACUAAUUCAGAUUCAUUUCCAAUUUGUGGGUUAGCUGUGAUUUGUUUUGGUCAUGGUACUGACUUAUUUUUUUAGAUGUGUUUUUCUUCUCCUAACAGUGUCAUGCAGACUUCUAAGUUUCUCCAAAUUUAUAAACAAGACUGAUGUACCUUAGUAUACCUUACCUUUUUUUUUAUUGUUAUCUUGCUGUGUAAGUACCGUAUUUGUGUGGCAUUUGACCACAGCACAUUUGUUUUACAUCACCAAUGCUAAUCAAAUAUUUGUUUUUGUCCAUUUGGAAAAUACUGUACCAGUACAUUUCCUCGUUUUCAUUAAGAGUAAAAUUAUUCUCAGUAUCCACAAAUGCUGAUUACCACAUAGCAUUACUUGCUUGGAUAUUUAGAGAAUGUAGUAUUGUAAAUUCUCAGGGUUUGUGUUUGAUUAAUAAAUUUACAUUAUCUUUUAAGUUAGUGUAAUAUUCAUAUUAUUACAUGAAAACAACUUGGGUUUUCUUUCAUAAAUUCUACAGCAGUUAUUUGAAUUUUAGUAUUUUAACACUUGUAAAAAAAAAUUGUAUUCUGGUAUACACUUGUGUACUUAUAUUUUAACUUAAUGUUCAGGGAGAUCAAAUUUAUUUACAGAUAGUGAAGGGUAACUUCAGUUAAUAUUUUUUUUACAUUCCAAUGUAAACUGUUUAUCUUGAAGUGCAUUUGGCAUGGAUUUUUUUAAAAAAAUGCUGACAUACUUCAUUAUGAAAGCUUCCAAAAAUAUGAAGCAUAGGCAAGACUAACAACAAAGAUGUAAAUAACACAUGUGAUCACCUGGGUAUUUGUUUUGAUAUACAUUUCACUUGCACAGCAGACUUUAUCAAACUAAUACAGAAGCAUGAGGAUGAAGAGUUUUAUAUUGGAGUUGAGAGAUGCAGCAAUUGCAGACAUGGUCACGUGUGGGUGAUGCCCAUUAGAGAAAGUAGGUCAAACCUAUAAGAUUUAGCUAUGGCUUGUAGAUCAUCUGGAGAGAUGCAGCAGUUGAAGUUGUCACAUAGGCAAUGCCCACUAGUAAAAGUAAGUCAGGCUCCAUAAGGUGGUCCAAAGAAUUAGCAAUAGAAUUGUAGAAUAUUUUCUCCACCAAGAUUCUAUGCUGUUGCUGUCUCAAACAGGUAUGACAAGAUAAAAGUAUAAUACCAACAAGUUUUUUGAUGACUAGACAUGUGUGCAAUACUUGAUUAUUGAGAGACAUUUUGUCUUCUCAGCAUUCUUUCUCAAUCUAAUAGAUUAUUUGAUAAUGCCUGCUCUGCAACUGAAACAUCUGAAUGAAGCUACCCAGGUGUUGCACAUCUCUUAGCCAUAUACUUAUUGGCAUUAUACCUUUGAUUUAAAAGAAUGUAAAUAAAAGCCAUUAUACUGGGGCAUGUCUUUAUUGUUGACUUUCUCUCUUGGGUAAGCUUCAUAAAGCCAGUUGAAAAGAAUAAAAAAAUCAAGCUUAUAUAUAUGAUAUCUUGUUAUAGGAGAAAGUAGAUUAAGUGGGUGAGGGUAUACUAGGUUAAUUAAGAAAUUAGUGUUCCUUGUUGAUCACAAGAUAGAUACUAAAGAAAAUUGGAGUUUCAACACUUUAGAAAAGAAUCAAUUGGCACUUAAUAUUGAUGUGCCUAUUAUAAAACUACUGCAGUACUGAGCAGAGUUAAUGUAAUUAGUUUGAUGCAGCAAGGACCAGUGAAUCCCUUCUCACCUUGUUUAUCCCUCAUUAUGGCAUUGUACAGUAGGCAUCAUACAUGUGCGUGCUCAUUAAUUCUUCACACACAUAAUGAGCAAGCUCUCCAUAAAUUAUUGGUUUAAACAUAAAAUAUUGAAAUAUGUAUGGGCUACCUACCCUAGUAUUUUAUAGGACUGCCCUUCCUCAUGAUGCACUGUUUACAUCUAAAGUAUAUAUUACUAUUAUUAUAAUCAAAUAAAGCACUAAACUGUCAUCUAAAGUAUAGAGGAUAGUAGUUUAAUACUUUCCCACACCUUAGUUGUAUAUCCUUGCAGUUUAGCGCUGCUUUUGAUUAUAAUAAUCCCACACCUUAACCACACUCAAGAGUUUGGGGAGAGUGGACACGUCCCUGCCACAAAACUUAUGCUUAAUCAAGUUCAAUAUGUUCUCUAUUGAAGUCCGGUGAGUUACCAGGGCACUUAUUAAAGAUUGAAAUUUCACAAUCAUUACCUAAUUGUCUUCAGCAGUAUAGCAUAUAAAAGUUGCCCUGUGCCCUGGCACUUUUCAAAACUGUCAACAAAUAGUCUGCUAAAAGAGUACUUGUAUGUGUGCAUAUUUAUGAUACCUACUGUGUAAACUUUAUGGGUACCUAUUUUGUUUCCCUGUGAAUUUAACAAUCAGUCUCAUUGUCCACAUCCUACCCCUGAUACAUAAGCCUGUAUUUUGCUGUACUUUUCAGUUAUCUCAGUAGGCUUAUCCCAGGUGAAAUGUUCACAUUAAAGACAGGCUUUGUGUGGUUUUUUUUUUCACAUAAAUAACAUGACAUUUUUUGUACCUUUGAAUGCAGAUUAACAGUUGUAAUGAAAUAUUCUUAAUACAAUUAGCAUCGUCUGAUGUUAGAGUUGACUACAGUUAUUGCCAAGCAAGGACUUCAGCCAAGGGUUCACCUGUUCUCUUGACUGGGACCAGUUCUUCCUAUAGGUAAGGGAAAUUCUCUUUACUGUAUUUGAAACAAAAACUUCCUGUGACAGCUAACUUAUGCUUAUGGUGAACUAAAUUAUAACUUGUGUAGACAAAUGUGUCUUGCAGCUGAGAUAGAUAGUACACAAAAUGUAUAUUGUCACAGUACUUAACAUUACCAAUUAAUUUAUUUAUGACCUUUAUUUAUGGUAAAUAUUUUCUAGCAUUUAAAUACGUACUGACCAUAGAAUAUGUACAAUUGAAAUGUAUUCACAGACAUUGUAAUCUAUAUGAAGAAUUCAAGUACAAGGAAUAAAUUGACUGGCAUUGUUACGUUUAAGGUUAGGAAGUUAUUAAUAUUUUUAUAUUAAUGGGAAGUGCUAAGCUCAUAAGGGUCACACUGCAUCUGGUAGAGGGAUGUUUGGUGAAUAAUCACGUUUGACCCCAGGAAGAGGCGUGUAGUUUAAAGUAAUAUUCACAUGGAAGUGCUGAACCUGUAGAAGUCAUCAUGCCAGGAAAAUGGGAAGCAAUUAUGGUUGAUCUAAUUAAGGGAAGGGGCAGCUCCAGUUCUUUGAAUCAAGAGCCUUUCAUUAAGCCUCCCCCCCUUUAAAGGGUGUAGAUUCAGUUCCUUGGAUCAAGAGUUUCACAAGAAUCCAGGCUUUCUUGUCAAAGUGUAAGGUUGGGAGUUGAAACUGGGAGUUUAUUAGUACACUGCAGCUAAAAUCAACAAAAGAAACAUUGAUAUACAAAUAUUUAUUUUCUAAUUUAUAAAUAUUAGGUAUUAUAAUUACAUAUAAAAAUUAUUCGUAACCAUUAUGUUUUCUUAUUAAGGCUGAAGUAUAAGUGUUAAUGAUGAAGUUAAGCUCUGUUUCUUGAUGUUAUUCUGCCAAGAGUAACAUUAGAAGGACGAAGCUUUUUAUGAUGUGUUCACACUAAGUAGAAAAGUUUUUAAUGACAAAAAAUAUAUUGGAGACCUACAGUAGCUGACAGCUUAUACGUGUUUUUUUUUUUUUUUUUUUUAAACUUGUUAGAAUUUUCCUUUGUAAAGAGUUUUAAACAUAAAGUAUUUUUUGCUACCAGCCUAUGUCACUGCACAUUGAUGUUAAUAGCUUUGGAGAGUAUAAGACUGUUUUUAGUUAUCAUUAUACUCUUUAAUAUUUCCCACACUUUCUGCAUUUUUACACAUCAGUUCUUACCUUUUUUCUUACACUUUGCAAGUCAUGUAGUCAUGAGCUCAUAAGGAGAAUGACAAAACACUUACAAGUGAAAAAUUCUUUCAUUGUCUGUUGGUGCUUUGUAUUACCAUACUUUACCAUUAAUGUUAUUUUGACACAAAAAAUGUCAAAAGCUCUGAACUGCCAGUAAUACUAGCUAAGAUCCCACAAGGUGUGAAAACCAGUCUAGAACAACAGAUUGUUGUACAUAUAUUAUCUAGUGGUUUAUUUCUUUUGGUCAUGUACUGUAUAAUGGCACUUCUUCAAAUCCUAAACAACCAGAUCAAGAAUCUUUUAAAGUUUUUCCAAAAAAAUUUUAGUUCAUUGGUUUUGUAGGGCAAAAUUCUAUUCUCAUAUAUGCAUACACUCGCAGCAUCUUAAGAGUUAUUCAAAAUCAGAUCCCAUAAUGUUUUAUACAAACCAUACCACGGGUGGGGCCACUGGGUCAGCUGGCUACAAUAAGAUUCAUCCAACUAUUACGUUUUUGCGAAUCAUGUUUUAUACAAAUUUGUGCUUGUGGUGAUUUUCUUAGUGUUUAAUUGGAAAUAGAAUACAGUAUAUUGACAUGUGAAUAAUGCUGAAACUGUUCUCAAUUCCUAAGAGAUACUGAACAUAAUUUGCCACUGGUGCUAAUUAUUUUCAGGUAAUGCAGUAGCACAAGUAAAUGUUUGUUAAUAGCGUAGAGGAAUACUUCACUUAUCCAGUACUAGUUUAACAAAUAUCAUUGAUAAUGUAAUGUUAUAGUUUUCUCACAGUAUAGCAUUGGAAUAGAAGUAUGAACAUUUACUGGUUCCCUUUUAAUUUAUAUUACCCUGACUCUGUCCUGCUCUUAAAAUUAUUUAUGCAACACUGAUUUUCCUGCACCUCUGGUUCCUGAGCUUUGCUGGUAUGUUGAUUUUGUAAAGUAAAAGGACACAAGUGCAACUAAUGUGACAUUUAUUGUGGCAACGUUUCACUCUCCAGGAGCUUUAUCAUGGCUUGAUAAAGCUCCUGGAGAGCGAAACGUUGCCACAAUAAAUGUCACAUUAGUUGCACUUGUGUCCUUUUACUUUACAUAUUGUCGGUAAUUCUACCAACUUUAUUACAAUGUUGAUUUUGCCAGACCAACAGAGGUCAUGUAUUAAUAAUUCAACAAUAUACCUCUGACCCACCAUGGUCUGCUGCAAACUUAAAUUAAACAUUAGCAUAAAUAAAAUAGAUUUAUUUAGUAGUGUACUUAGAAAGAAUGUUGAAGUUCUACCACUCCCAAAGUGGUAAAUUUUAGAGUUUUAUUGGAUCUGCAGAGCUAAUCACUAGCUGUAGAGUUAAUUGUCAGCAAAAUAUGCUAAUAAUUGCAUAGAAUUAAAGGAUCCCUACCAACUGCAGUGUAAACAAUAAAGGUGAGCACACACUUCAUACAAUAUCAUCUGUGGCUGCCAGGUCAACUGUUUUGGGGACAAGGUAGUCUCGUAAAUUUAUCCAGACUAAAAGAGGUGCUGGCUGAUCUGUUGCUGGUAAAUCAGCGUUGAACCUAUAUUGCAGUGUGUAGCCUCUAAUGAUAAUAGAUUAUUAUUAUUAUUAUUAUAUUAAAGGAGGUGCUAGAUCUGUACAAUCAUACAGUAUUUGGGGAAUGAAAAGUUAUCAUUUUUGAUAAGAGGAAGGGAACAGUAGCUCCAGUUCUUUGAAUCAAGACCUCUUCACAAGCAUUAAGACACUCCCUUAAUCCUUAAAUUGUCCAAACGUAGAUAUACGUUCACGUGUGUAGCGCUCCGACUUUGAUUUUCCCCAUUUGAAAGCAUGUAAAAAAAAAUAGAUCUAUGUUCGGAGACCCCUGCACGUAGACGUAGAUAUAUGUUUGGACGGUUUAAGGGUUAAAAGUAUUGCUAUUUGUUGCUUUUCUGAUGGACUAUUUAGAGCUACUUUUCACUUUUUCAGAUCAAACCUGAUUUCAUUUUUAUUCAAAGGGAAGCAACGCUGUAUGACUUUGGUGGCUUAGCACUUAGUUUUGAUGAUAAUAUAAUUAAUAUUCAAAGGGAAGUGCUAAACCUGUAGGGGAGAUCAAGCCUUCCAUUCACUAGGUGCUGUAUGACCCUUAAGGCUUAGGAUUUCCUAUGAUUAUAAUUAUAAUAACCCUUGUAGCUUUGAGUUUGAGAGGCAUUCUUAAAACAUAUUAAUACUGGAUGAAAUGCUGGAAUUAUCAUUUUAAUUUAAUGCAGUAGAUGUACUUUUUUGUUUUGUUAGUAACUGAGAGGCUGUGAAAGCAAGUUUGAUUAAAAUUUAUGAUAAUUUAUGUAUUUCUACACAAUAUAACAUCAAUUGUCUUAUAGGCAUAUUGUAGCUAAAAUGCCAUACAUGUGAGAAAAGCCAGAAUCUGCUCUGAAAUGUCAGAAUACGCAAUAAAACUAAGUUGUCUCAUAUUGUUCUAAUUAGAGAAGUUAUGCACAUAACUGAUAAAUAUUCCUUUGAAGGGAUCCUUCCAGGGUUGGCACAGACGUGGGUAACCCACUUUUCCCCCUUCACUUUUUUUUUUUAAAUAACCCAUUGGAAAAAAAAAUCAAAUAACUGAUACAGGCUGAUUUUUUUUUAAAAGGUUUCUGCUUUUUCAAUGGCUGACUUUUUGCAAGAAAAUAUUUAUGAAUUUGUUUUUAAAUUUAAAAUUACCAGUUUAUUUUAUCUGCAGGACACAAAUUGGUCUGGUCAGUAGCAGUUCAGAUGUAUACGUAUUUCCUAACUUAUGAUGCUUCAAAAGUCUUUAUCAGGCAUAAAAAAGGUAGCAUUGAAGUUACCAUUUACCAGCCUAGGUGGGCUGUUUUUUUUUUUUUUUAAAUCCUUAAACUGUCCGAAUGUAGAUCUAUGUUUUCAUGCGUAGCGCUCCAAACUUGAUUUUCCCCAUAAGAAAGAAUGUAAAAAAAAACGUAGAUGUACGUUCGGAGUGCUAUGCGAACGAACGUAGAUCUACGUUUGGACAGUUUAAGGGUUAAAUAAGUGGACAGUUAUGCCAACCCUGGGACCUACAUUAGGUAUAUUACUGUCAGCUAAAUGGGAUGAUGUACAAAGUAUAGUUAUGACCUAGCUAAUGGUGUACUUAAAUUAGAUAUAGGUAACAACACAACUUUUAAGUAAACCCAGAUACUCAACUUCAAUGCCAUUUUUUAUUUUAAUAUUUUUGUAUAUUUUUUUUUUACCAUAUUCCAUGUUUCGUGGUAAACAAAAUACAUUACAGUACUAACCCAACUUACAUUUGCCUGAAUUACGCUGAUUUGCACUUACAAAUGAGGACCAAUACUGUAUUUUUUUAUGAAUGAAAAUUUGCAGUGUAACACAACAAUUCUAGAGGUUGAUGAGCUUGUAAGGUGGGGUAAUACUGUAUAUUUUACCAGUACAGUGGACACCCGGUUAACGAACUUGUAAGGUGGGGUAAUACUGUAUAUUUUACCAGUACAGUGGACCCCCGGUUAACGAACUUUUUUCAUUCCAGUAGUAUGUUCAGGUGCCAGUACUGACCGAAUUUUUUCCCAUAAAGAAUAUUGUGAAGUAGAUUAGUCCAUUUCAGACCCCCAAACAUACACGUACAAACGCACUUACAUAAAUACACUUACAUAAUUGGUCGCAUUUGGAGGUGAUCGUUAAGCGGGGGUCCACUGUAUAGCUAAAUACCACUUUAAGUGAUUGAUCUUAUUCACCUACCAAAUCAUUAAUCUUUUUAAUAUGUGGUUAGUUUCCCCCAUUUUAUUGUAUACCAUUUAAAAAGUUCUAAAUUUGUGCGAGUCAAGUUAUUUUUCCCAUAAAACAUUACUCUCAACACUUUGAAUACAGUGGCGUUUUUAUCUCGCUUUUAUUUUGUUUUCUUUCACUGCAGAAUAUUUUUUCGAGAAGUCUUCAUUGAUUUUUCAUAUUUUUAAGGCACUUAUCUGUUGAUUGCUUCAUUUGUGUGAUCAAGCCUUUUAGGAUGCAGUAACAAUAUGCAUAAUAUUAAGUAAUAUUACACAUAUUGUUCUUGAAGAAGGAAAAAAUUAUGAUCACUUUUCCCUUUAUCGUAUUAAAUCUCACAUUCAUAGUGUGUGAAUGUAAAUUAAUUUUUUAAAUAAUUUUUCAGGUACAGUAUCUUGAAUGUUUGUAAAUUUUGAGGCAUGAAACGUAGAAACGAGGAAAAUUAUGUCCUAGUUUAUAUGUAAGGGAUAUAAAUCUCAUUUCAUUAGUGAAGGUAAGCAGUACUUUUGCAGUUUUAUGCAAUAGAAAUCUUGACUUUCAAGCAGCAGUCUGCUUGUUUAAGGAUACCUUUCAAAAUAUGGUUGUAAUAUUUGUUAACAUUUGUACACUUUCAAAUAGCAUUGUACAGGUUGCCCAUUAUGACACUUAACAAUGGAGAACAUGUAGUGUACAUGUAGCGUAGCUGUGGUUAACACGCUGUUUCAGUAAUUUAAGUGAACAUUGAUGAGAUGUAAUAGGUAGUACAGAGACAAUAAGGUUUAAGAACAUUUUUA